This is a messenger RNA of Suillus discolor, 198 nucleotides long. RefSeq lists its product as uncharacterized. The annotation marks the transcript as partial. NCBI's taxonomy places the organism in Eukaryota, Fungi, Basidiomycota, Agaricomycetes, Boletales, Suillaceae. The record is from RefSeq and is a predicted model, not a curated record. The transcript has a single exon.
UGUGUUGCGUGCGACAAUGCAUCUAAUAACAACAAAAUGAUUGACAAGCUCGCCAUGGAGCUUCUGAACUAUGGUGGGCGUGCAGGUCACACUCAAUGCUUCCUCCAUACUGUGAAUCUUGUUGCAAAUUCGAUCCUCUGCAAAUUCGAUGUGAAAAAGGGUGAUGGCGAUGAGGGAGACAGCUGGGAUGACCAAGAA